AAAACUCUUGUUUGCCCAGCAUCUUGAUCAGUCUGUCCCCCCUUGUCUCACAGUCAGAGCUUGAACCUCCUCCUGAAAAGCUGCAUGUAGCCUAAGGGGAGCGGAGAGUUUCUCUCUCUCUCUCUCUCUCUCUCUCUCUCUCUGUGCUAGAGAGUCUCUUGCCUUUGUAAGAAACUGGAAGCCCCGCUAGGGCCGGUUUUUUUUACCUCCCCCGGUUUAGAGCGUGAGUCACCAGCCAUGUACCAGGGAUACUGGUCUCUGUUCCUGGUCGUUAUCGCCUCCCACUGCAUAGGGUCAGUCAAAGGGCUCUUUCUCUUUGGCCAGCCCGAGUUCUCCUACAAGAGGUCCAACUGCAAGCCUAUCCCCGCCUCCUUGUUGCUGUGCCGUGGGAUCGAGUACCCAAACAUGAGGCUGCCCAACUUGCUGGGGCAUGAAACGAUCCAGGAGGUCCUGGAGCAGGCUGGAGCCUGGAUCCCGCUAGUGCAGAAGCAGUGCCACCCGGACACCAGGAAGUUCCUGUGCUCGCUCUUUGCGCCCGUCUGCAUCGACGACCUGGAUGAGACCAUUCAGCCUUGCCAUUCGCUCUGCGAGCAAGUGAAGGACAGUUGCGCCCCGGUCAUGUCCGCCUUCGGCUUCCCCUGGCCGGACAUGCUGGACUGCAGCCGCUUCCCCCAGGGCCACGACCUCUGUUCCUCACAUUUUCCAGCACCAAAGGUCUGCGAUGCCUGCAAAAACAAGAACGAAGAUGACAACGACAUUGUGGAAAACCUUUGCAAAAAUGACUUUGCAAUAGAAGACCUCCCUCCCCAGGUCUCCUUUAUGUGCACUAAUGGGAAAAAAAAACUCUCUCAAUCUCUCUCAUCCCACUUCUCACUCCCUCCUCCCCUCUUUCAGAUCACAUACAUCAACGGGGACACCAAGAUCACUCCUGAAACAAAGAGCAAAACCAUCUACAAGCUGAAUGGGGUGACGGACAGGGAUCUGAGGAAGACAGUGCUGUGGCUCAAAGGUGGCCUGCAGUGUACCUGUGAUGAGAUGAAUGACAUAAAUGCACCUUAUUUAGUGAUGGGACAAAGGCAGGCCGGGGAGCUAGUGAUCACAUCUGUGAAGCGGUGGCAGAAAGGACAGCGGGCAUUCAAACGAUUCUCCCGCAGCAUCCGCAAACUGCAGUGCUAGUCACUUCCAUGCUAGUCACUUUUACCCUAGUCACUUACAUCAGCUGCCCCAGUUCUGAGCUCUUCAAGCCUCUUGCACCUUCUUGUUUCAGCCUUUCUGAACCACAAGAUAUAGCAGGCAUGGGAGACGAUAGCUGUUUAAAAGAGGAGGACAAAACCCUCCUCUUCACAUUUUGUAAAUAUAUUAAAAGUGUAAUAAAAAUCAUGAAUAUUUUGUGAAGUAUUAAAAUAUCUUGCUUAAAGCUA
Messenger RNA from Pelodiscus sinensis (Chinese soft-shelled turtle), 1421 nucleotides. The record is from RefSeq and is a predicted model, not a curated record. Lineage: Eukaryota; Metazoa; Chordata; Testudines; Trionychidae.